This is a messenger RNA of Gloeophyllum trabeum ATCC 11539, 1015 nucleotides long. RefSeq lists its product as uncharacterized. The record is from RefSeq and is a predicted model, not a curated record. The coding region runs from base 131 to 826 and encodes 231 amino acids. The transcript has 6 exons. Lineage: Eukaryota; Fungi; Basidiomycota; Agaricomycetes; Gloeophyllales; Gloeophyllaceae. Gene Ontology annotation, cellular component: cell division site; growing cell tip; plasma membrane.
CUGCUAUAUACAAGGGGGCCCGACGUCAUUCCUGUAAUGUCGGCCCACUCCACCUUGUAACGCCUUGAGGCGUUUAUAAAGUCCUGUACCGUCCCCUCCUCACGCAGCUGUACGCUUCAGUCCUUCUCACAUGUUAGACGCAAUCGCCCCCUUUCUCAUAUUUGCUGCUUUCCUCUUGCUUCUCCUUGUCUCUCUUUCCGUGCCUAUUAUAAAGACCAUCUACAUAUUCAAGCUCUACGCCAAUGUAGCUGUCAGUGCCCUCACUGCUGAUGCCCACAGUAAUGCUCGUUUCGGAGUCUGGGGUUACUGUGUCGACGCUGUCACCGUCUCUGUCUUGGGCGUCAGCGAGACCACGCCAGGCUCUUGCUCUCCGCGUCAUCUGGGCUAUGACUUGAACGGGAUCAUUGGGAGCGUCCUGGAAUCUCGUGGCUAUAAUCCUCACGUUAUCUCCAAAGCCGUAACGGCCGUCCUAGUUCUGCACCCAAUAGCAUGCGGAUUAGCAUUUCUCGCUCUACUCACCUCGCUGGCAAUGCUACGCCCCGGAACGGCUCGCGGCGCUUCCAUAUUGACUUUGAUCUUUGGGCUCCUAGCCACACUCGUCACGACAGCAGUAUUCCUCAUUGACGUCAUCGCGGUGGCGGUAGUCCGCACCAAAGUGCACAACGAGACCGACGGCGACCUCUGGUUCGCGUUCGGCAACGCCAUCUGGAUGACUCUGGGCGCCACCAUUGCCUUGUGGCUCUCGCUAUUGGGCGCGUGCGCAGGAAUUUGCGGCUUCGGCGGAGGAAGAUACAGAAGACGUUCGAGGAAAGCUGGCACCUACUGAGGAUGCGACUACGGUCAUCCUACUGAUCGUGUGACUUGAUCGACCAUGGACUGUUUGUACAUAGAUGCUAAUCUCUGAGACGACUUGACGCUCUUGACGCCUUUCCUGUUCUUGGCCAGGACAUUGUACCUACGACUGGGUGUAUUAUAAGUAGACUCGUAUGGAACAUAUUACAAGCUUUUGCCUUGC